ACUAAACAUUUUUUUUGUAAAUUGUUUUUAUUUAUUAUUAGACUAUUAAUUAUCAGUUAUAAUAAUUGCCAUCUGAAGACAUUUUCAUCAUCAGCUGACUGAUCCUCAAGACUGAUAUCAUUGACAAUGUCGACCGAUAAGAGCAAAUUGAUUCAACUAAACGACGAUGAAGUGAUGCGCCGAAAGCUAUUACUGGACGGCGACGGCGUUGGCGACGAUCGGCGUCUGAAUGUUGUCCUCAAACAGUUCAUUAAAUGGUGUCUAACCGACGACGAAACACUGGAGGACAGAGUCCUCAACUACGAGCGGAUACUGUCGACACUGAGUCAGUGCGAGCUAUCGAUGACCAAAUCGGAACAAACCCUACGUAUGAUAUCCAGGGAAAUGGAAAACUACGAAGACUUGUACCGCAAGAUUGACAAAUCCAUUGAAGAUUGUCAACAAAAACUGGUCAAAUGUAAGGCCGAACUAUCGGAGGCCAAACGAGUCAGGAAAAACAAAUGCGAAUACGAAUCGAUGGCUGUACUGAUUGGCCGACACCCCGACAGGACGGACACUAUGAAACAGUUACAAGAAUUGGAAAAAGAGAUCCGUCGGCUGCAGAAAACAAAGACCGAUAUACAGAAUAAAUUGGAAAAACGGCGCAAACAGUUUCAGGUGCUGUUGGGCGCCGCACAACAACUCAAUCAUAUACUUAAUGCCGAAGAGGAAUCAGAGUCUAACGAUACGACUACUGCAUUGACCGUUGUCUCCUCCGCCGAAGCCGCCGCCGCCACCACCGAUGAUGUUACUGAUGACCAAAAAAUGGAUACCAUUUGAAUGAUUGAUUGAUUGAUUUUUUAAAUAUUGUUAUUUGAUUUAACACAAAAAAACUGUAUAUAUUAUAUACAGUACGGUAUAUUGAUAUAUAUAUAUAUAU
Molecule: messenger RNA, 919 nt
Organism: Oppia nitens
Lineage: Eukaryota; Metazoa; Arthropoda; Arachnida; Sarcoptiformes; Oppiidae
Product: THO complex subunit 7 homolog
Exons: 4
Coding region: 127-819 (230 amino acids)
Biological process (GO): mRNA processing; mRNA export from nucleus
Cellular component (GO): THO complex part of transcription export complex
Source: RefSeq, a predicted model, not a curated record